UCGUCGAGCAAAUAGCAAUCAAUCCAAAGAAUACAGUAAAUAUUUCACUAUAAAAUUCAUUUCUUCCAUCAUUACAAAGUUAUAAAUCCAAUAUGAGCUUCGAUCAAUCCUCAAAUAGUAACAGUACGAACGACAAGCCGGAUAGGAAGGUGCUCGACCGCAGCAAAACUGACGACUUGCAAAUUUCGCGAACAGACAUGAACAUGUUGAUUAUGAAUUAUUUAGUCACAGAGGGCUUCAAGGAGGCUGCAUUAAAAUUCCAACAAGAGGCUGGACUGCAGGAGCCCGCUCUCUGCAGCUCCCUGGAUGAGCGCAUCAUGAUCCGUGAGGCAGUGCAGAGCGGCCGCAUCCCGGACGCCAUUGCCAUGGUCAACUCCCUUCACCCGGAGCUGCUAGACAAUGAUAGAUACUUGUACUUCCAUUUACAGCAACUGCAACUUCUGGAGCUUAUCCGCGCCGGGCGCGCCGAGGAGGCCCUAUCGUUCGCAUCAGCUACCUUAGCCGAAGCUGGCGCUAACGACCGCACGGCGCUCACCGAGCUGGAGCGCUCCCUCGCGCUUCUCGCGUUCCCGGACCCACACGCGUCGCCCUUCGCUGACCUGCUGCUGCCAUCCCACAGCCAGAAGAUCGCGAGCGAACUAAACGCAGCCAUACUAAAGAUGGAGAAUCAAGAAUACACCAACCCCAAGCUAUGCAGCCUUCUGCGCAUGAUCCUCUGGUCCCAGAGCGAAUUAGACAAGCACAAUAUCAAGUACCCAAAGAUGACCGACCUAGCCAAUGCCACUAUAGAGAAUCCAAGUUUUAAGUAAGCUUCAAUGUGGUUUAUUUAUAAAUUUAAUGUAUUUUAUUACCAUUGUAAUUUUUACAUAACACUCAAUUACUAAGUAAAACAGUUCCAUUUAAUUUUACAAACAUUGUUGCAAAACAAAUGGAAACUUUCAUCUGGUAAUGAAUUAAGCAGUAAAUAGGUACUAAUUUUAAUUACCAUGCUAUUAGUAUAUACCAUCCAAUGUUGUGUUCCAUCUUUAUCCAAUGUAGUUUUUCACAUGGGUAAAUGUAUAUUGCUUAACAGAUCUAAUUUGAAUGGAGAAGAUGAAUUAUAAAUUGUGAUGAAAUAAUCAAGGUUUCUUAUUAUAAAUUAUCAUAUAUUUUUAUUGAUCACAACCAGUGUUAGCCGAAAUGUUAAUGCAAUUGAAAAUGUUGGCCAUUAACCAUUAUAAAUUGAACCGUAAACCGUAACGGACGAUUACAGUUUACGAUUCAAUUUAUAAUGGUUAAUGGCCAACAUUUUCAAUUGCAUUAACGUUUCGGCCAACACUGAUCACAACAUACAUAAACUCUAUUAAUCAUAGACAAAUUUAGAUUGUACUGGAAAGUGUUCCAUAUUUUACAAAUAUGGAACACUUAUUUUUUUCCCGACUAAGACAAAGGAAGUGAUAUGAUUCUAGCAGUCUACUGUAGCGUUUUGUGGCAGGUGCCACUGGUGGCAUAGGCUAAAUUUUAAUUUAAUUUUUAAAUUAUCUACGAUAGAGAAAAUCCGUAGUCCGGUUAAAGUUUUUAAAUUAACUUUUUUUUUAAUAAUUCUAAUACACAGUAACUAUUACAGUAGUAAAGCCCAGGACUAGCAUUGCAAAUAAGUUAUAGGAUUUCCAAGGAUUUGGGAGGUGGAAAAACUAAACUAAAGGAUAUUCUCUGCACUUGUGUAGGUACAAACAGCAACACUCUGAACUGCCCAUCGAUGGACCUUAUUACAAAAGGCAUAAGGUCCACCGAUAAGGCGAUGGAACAUACUACUAGGCGCCUAGGCGCGGAUUUAAAUCUUGAUUUCUCGGAACUCAUGCACAUACCAUUAGUACCAUUUAAAUCGACUUAUGGCCAUAAGGUCACGUCACGUCACGCCGUAAUGUGGACUUGCUAUAUAUUAUAGUAGGAACAUCUAGUAAUAAUACGAAUAAUACAAACAAUAAUAUCGAAGGCUGGUAUUCCAUCUACCCAAUUUCUUUAUCCAAUGUGUAUUGCGUCUCAUAUUUUGCUUGCAUGAGAGAAUGAGACGCACUGACAUUGGAUAUGUGGAAUACCACCCUCACACAAUAGGGCAGCCAAAAAGUCCUUAAUUCCAAGAGGGCAAAUAUUUGUGAUACCUCAAAAAUACUUUUGUUUACAAGUACAGUCCGUAACGAUUUGUCGGUUCUAGGUUUCAUUUGUAUGUAAAAAAAAUUUAAAUUGAAGUGAUAGGAAUUCAUAGUUAACCUUAGAAUACCUCAGAGUAAUAGAUUGGACUAGAUUAAGAAAAUCUAUUAAAUAUUAAUCGUCACUUAAAAUGUAUUUAAAAAUAAGGUUUUUGUAUGUAAUGUUUAGAAAUAAAGUAUGAAU
Messenger RNA from Cydia fagiglandana, 2373 nucleotides. It is a transcript of the gene Hou, whose product is annotated as glucose-induced degradation protein 8 homolog. Gene Ontology annotation, biological process: proteasome-mediated ubiquitin-dependent protein catabolic process. NCBI's taxonomy places the organism in Eukaryota, Metazoa, Arthropoda, Insecta, Lepidoptera, Tortricidae. Gene Ontology annotation, molecular function: protein binding. Gene Ontology annotation, cellular component: nucleus; cytoplasm. The record is from RefSeq and is a predicted model, not a curated record. The transcript is spliced from 4 exons. The coding region runs from base 93 to 809 and encodes 238 amino acids.